Messenger RNA from Trichosporon asahii var. asahii CBS 2479, 624 nucleotides. RefSeq lists its product as uncharacterized. The transcript has 2 exons. The record is from RefSeq and is a predicted model, not a curated record. Bases 1 to 624 code for a protein of 207 amino acids. NCBI's taxonomy places the organism in Eukaryota, Fungi, Basidiomycota, Tremellomycetes, Trichosporonales, Trichosporonaceae.
AUGCCCAGCUGGCUGCAUGCCUCGACGCCCGCCGCGAUCAGCCUCGCGCCCUUCAACCCCCCUCUCGGUGUUUAUCCCGAGAUGGCGAGGGCCGAGCCCACCCUCCUCGCUAUCAAGGAGGGUGUCAUGAGCCUCUCCGGGGACGACUUCUCCGUCAAGGACCAGAAUGGACAGACGGUCGUCAAGUGCAAGGGCAAGGCUAUGUCCAUGCGCGAGAGGAAGAUCAUUACCGACCCCUCGGGCAAGGUGCUCUUCAACAUCCACACGAAGAUGAUCGCGAUCCACACGACGUUCGAGGGCGACGACGCCUCUGGCCGCGAGGUGCUCAAGAUCCAGAAGAAGAUGAGCAUGGGUACCAAGAUGGAGAUCAAGUUCCAGAACGCGUCCGACAACGCCAAGGUCGAGCUCGACGUUAAGGGCGACUUCUGGGGCGGCUCGGCCAACAUCACCCUCAACGACCGUCCUGUUGCGCACAUCUCGCGCAGCAUUGCCAACGUCCGCGAGGUCAAGUUCGACAAGCAGACCUACGCCGUUCAGGUCGCCCCUGGUGUCGACCUGGCCCUCAUCGCCGCGGCUUGUAUCUGCCUCGACGAGCUGAAGGAGGACGGCAAGGGCGAGAACUAG